AUGUCACAACUACGUGCCACCGCCAAGUCGGCUUCCUCCACCUUGCGCGUGCUCUGCUUUGGCAACGAGUGGACCUCGGGAAGGACGCGGCACUCCUUGGGCCUGUGCUCCAUGUUGGAAAAGCAACAGCGAACCUCGUUCCCCGUGCAAUCAGUGGUCUUGGACCCACAGUUUCCCAAACCACCACCCCUGUGCAACAACCUCAAAGACAAGAUCUACCACCCAUACGGCCAAGCACUCAAGACGCGGCUUGAUAUUUGGGCGCAGGAAACCCACCCGGGCACGCAGGUCAAGGUCGAGUGGAAUGGGGAACCGCAGAGCGUUGGAAGCGUCGAGUGGGAUGAGAGGCUCAGGAAAGCUCUGCACGUUGAAGAGAAGUGGGACUGGGUCGUCAUGCUCGGCAGCCCUUAUGGAAGUGCCGACCAACUGGCAGCGAGCCUGCGCUCUCGUGUCGAUCCUAUCCGUCCCAAUCUCAUAAUGGACGCCCUGAGCAGGUCAUGGGCCGCAGCGCUGUCAACUGGCUCCAAGGUGUUGGCCCUCACGAUUCCCGAUCACGACGAGGCUGCCGGCCGGCCGGUACCACACGAGGUCAACUGCAUGAUCAUGGAGACUCGGAUGCGUGGCCUCCACACUUUCAACCUCAACACGGCGAUCCCUUACUACCCCGUCAACACUGUGGCGCACCGCCAGUACUGGUCUGACAAGUCGAACCUCACGCCCGAGGGCUACGACUUGAUGGGGUGGUAUAUCGGCGAGGCACUGGCCGGCAUCAUGGACAACAAGACGCCCGAAUGGAUCGAACAGCUGGCAGUCCGGUUCGAGGUAGAGAACGAGAUCAAGAAGGAGCAACGACUUGCCCAGCAGCAGAAGCAGGAGGAGCUGGACGCCGCUCAGAGUACACAAAGGCAGCAGUCUGUGCGGCGUCCAGCCCCGCGUACACCCGACUGGACCGUGGAGCCCGGCGACCGGUUUGAGGAUGAGAAGGAUAUAAUGGAGGCCGGACGACUUGCCUAUCAGCAGAUGCAGGAGGAGGUCGACGCCGAGAGCGAAAAACACACGCCUAGGGGGGCGAAACAGUCUGUGCGGCGUCCGACUCCGCCUGCAUCCACGCCUGCACCUCGGCGUAAGAGGUUCGGACUCCAGCAGAGGGACGAUGAUGGCGACUUUCGACCUCAGCCGCGUCGCCCCGAGGCGGCGCCUCAGUCCCCUCGUCCAUCGUAUCGGGAGAGGGAAGAGCAGGUCGAGCAGGACGACCAUCGACCUGUUCCGCGGCGCCCCGAAGCUCGACCGGACCAGGUUUACAUGAACAAGGGCUACGAGGACGACUCCGACGCCUACCCACGUCCUCACCGCCGGCCUCAACCCGCUCGCGAGGAGAACCGCCCCCAGCGCAAAUCCUCGUUUUUCCUGCGGGGGAACGACCAGGAGAACCGCGCAUCCCACUCGCCGAGGCGGCAGUUUGGCUUUGCUAGGGAAGACGCCGAAGAGGACUUCAGACCCCAGCGGCCGUAUGUGAGAGGGAAUGACCAGGACGACGAGGACUUCGGAGAGAGGUUUGUGCAGAAGAUGCUGGCUCAAGAGAAGGCACGGGACAUGCUCAAGGCGAUGGACGAUGACUACGAUGAGCUUCGACCUAAAGCGGCCCCAGGCGGGAAGGAGGGCGCCGAGGCUCAUCGCGAGGCCCACCGCAGGUGGAACGUUCGAUAG
Molecule: messenger RNA, 1707 nt
Organism: Apiotrichum porosum
Lineage: Eukaryota; Fungi; Basidiomycota; Tremellomycetes; Trichosporonales; Trichosporonaceae
Exons: 6
Coding region: 1-1707 (568 amino acids)
Source: RefSeq, a predicted model, not a curated record